UCACCGCGUCAGAGAGUCUGAGGCUCUGAGCCCGAGUAUUACCAGCUGUUUAACACGUCAGACUUGAAGCGCUUUCAUUCGGUCUGUCAAAAUGCUUGACCGAAGGUUCGUCGUAAAACUCUGCAGUUUUCUGCUCUUGGUAGGAAUUUUUUUGACACUUCCACAGUUUUGCCAUUCUCACUCUCACGACCAUCACGGGCAUUCACAUGAUCAUCAUGGACACUCGCACGAUCAUGUAGAAGAGCGGCCGUCAUUUAAGUAUUCCAAGGAAGCGAAUAUUCCGAAACCUCCUCCACCCCCAGCCAAGAAAAUAGAAAAGGAACAUCACCAUGGACAUUCGCACGAACAUCACGGACACUCACAUGAUCAUGAUGAACACUUACAUGAUCAUCAUCAUGACCAUCACACAGAAAAUGUUGAAGCUCCCAAAAGGACAACUGCUGCCUUAUGGACAGAAGCCAUCGGUUCCACUCUAAUCAUUAGUGUAGCACCGUUCAUUGUGCUUUUUUUCAUUCCCAUUGACAGCAGCCCUGAACGACAGCCCUUGUUAAAAGUUUUACUUAGCUUUGCUUCCGGUGGACUUCUUGGUGAUGCUUUCCUACAUUUGAUUCCGCAUGCCUUGAUGGCUCAUUCUGAAGAUGAGGAACCUCAUUCGCAUUCUCAUGGACAUUCUCAUGGAGAGGGUCAUUCUCAUGGGCACGACAUGACUGUUGGACUUUGGGUUCUCUGCGGCAUUAUUGCCUUCCUUGCUGUUGAAAAGUUUGUUAGAAUUCUUAAAGGUGGCCAUGGUCACAGCCACAGUCAUUCUGAACCCAAGAAGGAUAAAACAACUGAUGCAAAAGAUGCGAAAGACGGAAAAGCCAAAGAAAAGAAGGAAAAGAAAACCAAGGAGGUUGCCAAACCCUCUGGAGACAUCAAGGUAGCUGGAUAUUUGAACCUGGCUGCGGAUUUUACCCACAACUUCACUGAUGGCUUGGCUAUUGGUGCGUCAUUUUUGGCUGGAAGAAGUACAGGAAUCGUAACAACCGUAACAGUUUUGUUACACGAAGUUCCCCACGAAAUCGGGGAUUUCGCCAUUCUCAUUCAGUCAGGCUGUGAUCGCAAAAAAGCUAUCUUUUUGCAGCUUAUUACAGCUGUGGGAGCUCUUACUGGAUGUGCAGUUUCUUUAUUAGCAGAAGGAAUCGGUGCUGCUGCUACUGCCUGGAUCCUUCCGUUCACAGCCGGUGGAUUCAUUUACAUUGCCACCGUUUCUGUCAUUCCUGAGCUUUUAGAAAACAGCAAAUUCUCACAAACUUUAAUGGAAAUCGCUGCCUUGUUAGCUGGUGUCUAUAUGAUGGUUUUGAUAGCCGAAUAUGAAUGAAAAAUUGAGAUACAAAUUGUUUCUAUCUAAAUCCCAUCUGGCAGGGCUAGACGAUGGAUUUUUACUUUCAUUUCUACCACUUCGAACCCAUUGUCUAGCCUGCAUUAUCCCUUGUAAUUGUUUUGUCACCCGAGCAAGAUACUUAAUAAAGGUAUAAAAUAAAUUUCACGAUUCUAUUA
Molecule: messenger RNA, 1539 nt
Organism: Daphnia pulicaria
Lineage: Eukaryota; Metazoa; Arthropoda; Branchiopoda; Diplostraca; Daphniidae
Product: protein catecholamines up-like
Exons: 3
Coding region: 92-1360 (422 amino acids)
Biological process (GO): intracellular zinc ion homeostasis; zinc ion transmembrane transport
Cellular component (GO): membrane
Molecular function (GO): zinc ion transmembrane transporter activity
Source: RefSeq, a predicted model, not a curated record